AUGCCCCGAUCUCUUUCUGGUCGUGCUAUGGCUGCGCUCCUGUUAGUUGGUGGCUUCUUCUCAUCUUCCCCACCACUGCACAUCGAUAAGACGGAAACGAAGGAUCAAUUGUAUUCAUUGAAUCACAAGAUGACCAAAGAAGAACUGCAACAGGAGCGGUCAUAUUCAUCCAACAUGACCAAAGAAGAAUUGGAACAGGAACUCGAGGAGAUGUUUGUCGGACGAGAACCUUUGAGGAAGACCUUGAUAGACAUUUUCAUUUGGGCUCAAGACUUGCGCGAUCGACAAGAAAUAGACAAUUCAACAAUCCGUCGGACUCUCAUGCACACAGUCUUCAUUGGUAAUCCUGGAACUGGCAAAACGAUGGUCGCAAAAAAGCUGGGUGACAUCUUCAAAAGCUUUGGCCUUGCAAAGAGUGGCCAUGUGGUUGAGGCUUUGCGUGGUGACUUAGUGGGAGAGAGCUCCAAGCAAACGGCGCAGAAUGUUGAGCGGCAGACAUUCAGACAACGUCUACAGUAUACAGUAUACAUUUGUUUUUCUGUUUACACACGUCCACAGACAGUUACUUCCCAGAAUUCCAAAUAA
Durusdinium trenchii is the source of this 585-nucleotide messenger RNA. NCBI's taxonomy places the organism in Eukaryota, Dinophyceae, Suessiales, Symbiodiniaceae. The record is from the annotation of a GenBank genome assembly.